AUGGCAGACUUUUGGAAACCUACAGCAGAUAUGUAUAGUGCUCUAUUCGAAAAGCCAAAAAUGUCAUAGAAGUUACUUGAAAAACCUCCAUUCAAAUAUCUAUUUGAUAUUAUUAUGGAGACAACUAAAUAAACAGGUUUCAAAUUUAAAUUUACAUUAGGCUAUGCAAAAGGACUCUAUACAGCUGAUGAAUUAGAUGGAAAUUCAUAUGAUAAUAAAGAUAAGAAGCUUUAAUUCUUACAGAAGAUUAUAGAUUUGACAUCCAUGAUGUUGAAAGAGGAAAUUGCUGCAAAACCUGGUAAAAUAGCUGCAGGUUUGGAACCUGAAAAUACUAAUUUAUUAUUAUAAGCAAUUUACAGAGCAGCUGUGAGUGGUAAAAAUAGUGAUGCUUUUGUUAAGAAAGUACUACUGUUUUAUAAUUUUAGAUAUUAGGAGGUGCAGGAGCAGGAGCCAAAGAACCCGAACCACCUAAAAAAGAAUAGUCUAAACCAGAACCAAAAGCUCAAUAGCCUCCUCCAAAAGAAUAAGCUGCACCUUAAAUUAAGGAGGAAAAGAAACCUGAGGAGAAAAAAGUUGCUCAACCUAAAGAAGAUUAAAAGCCAAAAUAAUAAGUUUAAUAACCUCCUGCUUAAUAGCAAAAAGAAGCUUAAAAAUAAUAAUAACCUCCCCCUCCUUAAUAAUAAUAGGUAUAAGAAGGAAAUGUACGACCUUCAACAGCUAAAAAAAGACCACCUUAAUUACCUACCAAUCAAGUUUCAGUUGAUUAGAAUUAGAAAAAAGGAGGAACAGCUAAUGUAAUUAUAGAGGGUAAAGGAAAUAAUGAUGAUGAUGAUGGAAUAAUAGUGUAAAGUAAUGUGAAACCAAAUGCUGAUAUUAAUGCACAAGAAUAUGGUAAAUUCGUAAGAGAUAAUAUGAAAAAUUAAGAUAAGGGUAAGGAUGAGGAGAAAGAAAAAGAAAAGGAUUAACCUUAAGAAGGUAUUAAAAUGAAGAGGAUAGGAAAAGUAAAUGUUUAAAAAGGUAUUUACUUAAAUUUUAUAAGUAGAUAAAAUAAAGGAAGAAAUUGCAUAGAAUUUAGGAACAUCACAAGUUUCUGAUACAAUUGUAAUGCAAAAAUUAAUCCAAUCUAUGAGUCAAAAUGUGAAUCCAUUGGCUAAAUAAAUUGAAUUUAUAUAAGAUGAUAUUGAAAAUAUGAAUAGAGAAUUGUAAUAAUGGAGAAAGAUCUAUAAUGUCUCAAAACAAAAGAUGGUAGAUAUGAAUAGAGCAACUGAAGAAGUAAUAAUUAUUUAUUAUAUUAUAGGCAUAAUAACCAUUAUUUGAUAAAAUUGCUGAAGUUGAAGAAGUAAUAAAAGAGAAGAAAUCUAAAAUACAAAACAUUAAAGCUUAAAUUAUAAAAAAUAAAUUACAAAUUGAUUAAUUGCUUAAAGCAGUUUUAGUAUAAAAAUGAG
Molecule: messenger RNA, 1445 nt
Organism: Paramecium pentaurelia
Lineage: Eukaryota; Ciliophora; Oligohymenophorea; Peniculida; Parameciidae
Source: the annotation of a GenBank genome assembly